UUAAAAUGAACAAACAAAGUCGGAGAAAGAGGAGGGAAGUGAAAAGAUAAAGUUAUGUAAUGUCAGUUAUAGCAGCUAAUAUUUUUAUUCAAAGGUCAAGUUAUUGCGAUGCUAAAGUUACAUAAUGUUAGAGACAUAAAGUUAUAUAAAAUGUCAGGUAAAACCUAAAAUAUUUUAGUUUAAUCACACAUUUGAAAUAUUUCCACGGAUUACGAUUUCUAGUUUAGUUUCUUUCACGAAUGACAUAUGUGAUGCUAACCGUCAAGUGGAUAUUGACAUAAUGGGGAGUAUAACGCAGAUAAACAAUGAAUUCAGUGCAAGAGAAUUGUUAAAGAAAGUACAGCAAACCAUGAAUUAUAAUGGAUGUAUUGAUUCAAAUGUCAUGUAUUUAUUAACCACAAGUUUUAAUAAACAAAUUGAAGAGAAUGGAUGUUUUAAAUCCACAUCUGAAAAGGACGAUAUAAAAAGUUUUUUUGUGUGUCUAAUAUGUUCAGACAUUUUAACUGAAUCAACAACAUUACCAUGUGGGCACACAUUUUGCCUUGAUUGCGUCAAAAAAAGAGAAAGUGCUUCUUUUGCUGAGCUAUGUUUUGUUUGCGACAAUGAGGCGCUGAAACGGAAAAAAUGGUUUUAUAAAAAUACUGGCAAUAUAAGCCAUCUAUGCACUGACGUUACACUUUGUUCUAUUAUACAAAAAUGUUAUUCUAAUGAACUAACGGCAUCAAAACAGCGUAAAGAAGGAAAUGCACUUUUCUCACUCCAAUGUUAUAAGGAAGCAGAAAUGAAGUAUAUGCAGUCUAUUACCCUGGUUGAGGAGUCAUAUCUAAGUUGGUCAAAUCUCUCUAACUUAAAAGCAAAGUUAGGGCUGUAUGAAGAAGCUCUUGCUGCUGCUAAAAAAGCAACUGCAAUUUCACCUUUUUGGUGUAAGGGUUACUAUCGUGAAGGCGUGGCGCUAAAUGGACUGCAAAAGUAUUACGAUUCUAGUGUGUCGUUUCUGAAAUACUUGAUACUUGAACCUACUAGUCUCGCUGUGAGAGAAUUGUUAGUUGAGUCCUUGGUGAACGCACUUAAAAUUGAGAAUGACAGCGACGACUUUAACUGGCAUAGUGAUGAUAAGAUAGACGGAUGCUUGAGCAGUGUUGACAAACUAAUGAAGUGGUUAAUAUCGGCCGGUGUGGAAUUUUGUUCCUCUCUUUCUUCAGAUGUUUUUAUUUUGCUAGACAAACAGAAAGAUGUUUCCUCAAAUAUGGAAGGCCUGUUAGAACAAAUUCAACAGGAAAUAACGUGUCCAUUAUGUUUCAGGAUUUUGUAUCAACCAACGACUACUUGUUGUGGACAUUCUUUUUGCACUGAGUGCUUGGAACGAUCUCUGGACCACAGCAGCGUGUGCUCUAUAUGCAGGUGUUCUUUAAAUAAUAUCAUAACUGUAAAACCGAAGCCUAUUAAUCGAACCAUACAAGCGCUCUUGGGGAAGUUUUUUCAAUCGGAGCUCACAGAAAGAGAAGUAGAAUUCCAGUUGGAAGCGCAUAAUUUGUCAUACGAGGAUGCAGAGGAAACCACCGUGCCAAUAUUCAUUUGUUCGCUUUCGUUACCAGCUCUCCACACAUCGUUGCAUAUUUUUGAACCACGCUAUAAGCUGAUGAUAAGAAGAUGUCUUGAGUCCGACGUGAAAAUGUUCGGAAUGUGUCUAUCGGAUGAUCAAGACGGGUUUGCAGACUGUGGAACUCUGCUGGAAAUAAUUAGCAACAGAACAUUAAACGAUGGCCGACUUCUCAUCAACACUAUCGGGCGAAAACGUUUUAAAGUUGUAGAGAAAGGAAGGAAAGAUGGUUAUUGCACUGCCAGAGUGUCUUGGAUCAGCGACGAAAAUAUAACAGAAGAAAAGGAUUCGGUUAGACACAACUUGAAAGAGACGUACGAUGCAAGCAAAGUUUGGUUGGAUGGGCUCUCCUUCUUAUUAUCCUGGCGUAUAAAGUUAGAAUUUGGAUCGCUGCCUCCCUUCGUUGACGAAGAAUUGGAAACUUCCGAUGGACCAAUUUGGGUGUGGUGGAUGAUUCGAUUGCUGUUCGCUGGAAGCAUGGAGGAAUCUUUGCAGGCGUUGGCAUCAACCUCCGUUCAGAUGCGUGCAGGCCUUAUUAGAAAAAAACUUGAAUCUUUUAAUCAACAUUAAACAGUCGUAUGCAGGAAUUUUUGUAAAAAAACAACCUAAUGGAAUUAAAUGCCGCGAGAAAUUUUUAUUCCCGUGCAAAUUAAUUUCAUUCAGGUCUAUAUCUUUUGUAAUUAUUUUUAAUUUAUUUCUGAAUGGUGGUACCGUUCUUGUAAAUUUUUAAUUCUGAUCAGAAACCUUGUUUUUUUCGGGUUCACCCCCGAAAAAAAUUAUCUCGAGCUGGGUCAAAUGAAGAUAGCCUAAAUUCAUAUUCACGGGUGAAAUUCAUUAAAAAAUAUUUCUAUGGCAACCAGUUGCUAGGAAAAACAAUUUUUUGAGCCAGGCUGUGUUUUAAGUGAAACAGAUUUUCCAGGGAAAAAAUCAGUUUUCGCCAAAAACUUCAAAAAAUUCUCUUUUUUUUCUAUUUUCAGUCAUCGAUAAAUCAAAUUCUGAGAAUACUGUUAAAAAUUUGUCUCACUUAAAACACUUCAUAUGUGAAUACAUCCUGAAAAUCUCACCACAUAUUGUAAAGCCUUUCUUGAGAUGUUAUAGCGGCUAGCGUGCGAAAAAUCUGGUUUUAAGAGCGCAAUUAAAAAAUAUAAAAAUAUACCCAAUUGAAUUGACUACAGUAGAUAAUAAAAACAAAGAUGCACACUGGGUAAGCGAAAAAAUCGAAUUCUGUAAAACCCAGUAGGCAAGUCCUGUUUGUACCAUCGCCACAUCAUAUUACUGUGAUUUUGAGUAACAAAUUUGCGAAUGAAGAAAAAAAUAUCACUUGUGAAAGGUAAGGAAUUUAUAAAAAGUAGCAGCUUGGGUGUGAUGCUCAAAAAUCUUUACAAUCACAUCGGAAUGGAAGUAGCAGCAGGAAAAAAAAGUUAAAAACAGGAACUUCCGACUUUAAUCCACAAAGAUUGUGUUAUUUAACACAACAAUAAAGGUUAAAACUGAGGCAAAGGAGCUAACAGUUAUUCUCAUAAUAUAUUAUUAUUAUAUAAACGGUUAUUGUUUAUAUACAUAAAAUAUAUUAGGCAACCAUGUUGUUUCUCUUUCUUAUAUUAUUGCUGUAAUUGUGGUUUUUGGAAGUGAAAAAAUAUAUAUAUCUACCAUCCUUUUA
Molecule: messenger RNA, 3260 nt
Organism: Hydractinia symbiolongicarpus
Lineage: Eukaryota; Metazoa; Cnidaria; Hydrozoa; Anthoathecata; Hydractiniidae
Product: LON peptidase N-terminal domain and RING finger protein 3-like
Exons: 14
Coding region: 281-2170 (629 amino acids)
Molecular function (GO): protein binding
Source: RefSeq, a predicted model, not a curated record